This is a messenger RNA of Camellia sinensis, 631 nucleotides long. Lineage: Eukaryota; Viridiplantae; Streptophyta; Magnoliopsida; Ericales; Theaceae. The record is from RefSeq and is a predicted model, not a curated record.
UGAUUUUCUCUGAACACAGAAUUUCAUCAAGAUGACAGAAAAUUUAACUUUUCGAGUGUCCUUAUUUGACAAGCAUAUUGAAACAGCAUGGAGGAACUACAGGUUCCUCCAUUUCUCAAUAAAUACUGGAGGUAAUGAGAAGUCCACACAUGGAAAUCACUAGACCUUGCUUGUCCUGGACAAACAAGACAAUUUAUGGAGGUUCUAUAACUCAUUGAGGCUAAUGAGAGAUGAUACAGAAGACAAAUAUGUCAAAGAUACAAAACAAUUGCAAGAUUACGUGGAGAAUUUUUUAAAAGCUUGCCGUGAAAGAGACGCUCAAUCACAACCCUCUUUCAAAUUAAUAAACUCACAAAACACAAGUUACAACUUUGAGUAUGUCAACAAUGCUCCACAACAAGAAAGUGAUUAUCUGGAUUGUGGCCUCUUUGUCUGCUAUAUAAUGAAACAAUAUAGCAAACAUGAACUUAUCAGCUCCAAAUUGUCCACACAAAAGAUAAGGUUGAUGAGGGCAGAACUCAUACAGAGAUUUGUGACCGAAGUUGGCCGGUCAUGGACUGAACCAAUUGAAAUACCUCCAGAAGAACCACAAAUGUAAUAGUGAAACUAGUGAAAGGAAGACAAUGUACAU